UUUCCGCCUCAUCUCGCAGGUCUUAGUCGACUCCGGUUACAGAGGAUACAUACCUCUGAUUCAGCAUCUUUUUCCCCUCCGUCGCCUUACCCAGAUUCACAGCUUGAUCGGCCCAAAAUGCGGCCCAUUUUGCUCUCCGGCCAUGAACGGUCCCUGAACCAAAUCAAGUUCAACCGCGAUGGCGAUCUUAUCUUCUCCGUGGCUAAGGAUAAAAUUGUGUGCGCCUGGUGGUCGGCCAACGGCGAGCGACUCGGUACCUACAACGGACACCAGGGUGCUAUCUGGACGGUCGAUGUGAGCCCGAACACUCAGAUUCUGGCAACCGGUUCGGCAGACAACACCGUGCGACUAUGGAACGUGAAGACCGGCGAGUGCAUUAAGGUGUGGGACUUCCCUACGGCCGUCAAGCGGGUCGAGUUCACCCCCGAUGGAAGCAGACUCUUGGCUGUGACGGAGAAGCGUAUGGGUUUCUUGGGUACCAUUGCGGUGUUGGACAUCAACUACGGCGAGAACUUGACGGAACAGGCUGAUGAGCCUAGCUUGCGCAUCACCUGCACAGAGAGCAAGGCAACGGUUGCCGGCUGGAGUUACAUGGGCAAGUACAUCAUUGCUGGUCACGAAGACGGCAGUGUCAGCCAGUACGACGGAAAGACCGGUGAGCAGCUGGAGAACGUCCAGGCCCACGAGUUCGACCACCAGAUCAACGACAUCCAGUUCUCCCCCGACCGCACCUACUUCAUCACUGCCUCCAAGGACAAGUCCGCCAAGCUCAUGUCUACCCGUAACCUCGCCAUCCUCAAAACCUACGUUGCCGACACUCCCCUGAACAGCGCCACUAUUACGCCCAAGAAGGACUACGUGAUCCUGGGAGGUGGUCAGGCCGCCAUGGAUGUCACCACGACCUCUGCCCGUCAGGGUAAGUUCGAGGCUCGUUUCUACCACAAGGUCUUCGAGGACGAGAUUGGCCGUGUCCGCGGUCACUUCGGUCCCCUCAACACUGUUCACAUCCACCCCGCCGGUACUGCCUACGCCUCUGGUGGUGAGGACGGUUACGUCCGUGUGCACCACUUCGACAAGCCCUACUUCGACUUCAUGUACGAGGUCGAGCGCGAGCAGCUGAGGAAGUGAAGUGUGUGACG
Molecule: messenger RNA, 1139 nt
Organism: Aspergillus vadensis CBS 113365
Lineage: Eukaryota; Fungi; Ascomycota; Eurotiomycetes; Eurotiales; Aspergillaceae
Gene: tif34
Product: translation initiation factor eIF3 subunit i
Exons: 4
Coding region: 118-1128 (336 amino acids)
Biological process (GO): cytoplasmic translational initiation
Cellular component (GO): cytoplasm; eukaryotic translation initiation factor 3 complex, eIF3m
Molecular function (GO): RNA binding; translation initiation factor activity; protein binding
Source: RefSeq, a predicted model, not a curated record